AUGAUCAUACCCGCGCCUGCCAAGGCCGUGGCGCGCUGCCUCUCCUCCGCCGUCCUACGCUUCGCCAACCGUCGAUUCUUCUUCACCUUCACAGCCUUGGCCGUGUGGAGUGCCAAGAUCAUUCACAUCCAUGAUCACCACACAGCUGUUCAUCCCAUCUUCCUUCGAGAAUGGGGCUACUCCUUCGUCGCACAGGACAUCGCCGUCCUCACCUUCAUCCGACUACUUCUCGACUACUGGGUCACCGGCCUACCCUUCCUCCUACGCGUCCUAAUAACCAUCUGCAAUGGCCUAUUCAUGUUCUACAAUGCUGCCUUCAGCAUCAUCUUCGUCUCCUUCUACCUCGCCGCCGGCUCCGAAAUCCAUCUCCGAAACGUCUCCCUCCCCACCGAUCCCUCGUCGCGAGCCCUAAUACUCUCGGGAAGUCUGUCGUUUGUCAUGGUUCUUUGCGCAACCUUUGUCUCGUCAUGGCUAUUCCAGAACAUCUGCUAUACUAUGUAUGGAUACUUUGCCGACGUCGUCAAUUGGCCCUUUGCUACGACAUGGCACCUGUUCCGUCGAUAUGUCCUGCGCAAGCGCAAUUACUCCCAGGUGCCUCAGAUCGACAUUGAGGAACAAGGCAAACGUACCAGCGACGACUUCGACGACAUAAUCGACUUCGAUGCCGAAAUACGACGGACGGUGCCGCGCUUUGCUUGCAAGGUGGUUACCAACAUGAUCAUCUACACAAUAGUUGCCGGCAUUGUCCUUAUGCUCAUCUACGCAUCGUACGAACGGCCCAUAGACCGAUCCCUCAUCUUCCUUUCGUGGACGCCUGCAUUGAUGCCCUUCGUUGAUCUUUCCGCCUCGUCGCCCGUGCUACAAAACUUACCCCAGAUACGAAACGUUGGUAUCCACCGGUCAUGGGACAAAAAGUCAGCUCUCAGCAUACCGCCAAACAUGGAAUGGCUGCCUGAGGAUACAAAGCUAUCUGGCUUCGAGGACUGGUAUGAUGGCAAAGACCAUUACAAUGCAGCCGCCGAUCCCCUAAGAAUCUCGAACCUCGACCAAAAUAUCAUUUCCGAACUACGAAACAAGCUAAAGGAUGUCCCCGUCCGACACGUACUCUUGUUCUUCCUCGAAAGCACCCGCAACGAUGUCUUCCCUCUCAAGAAGGACAGUAUGGUGUAUGACAGGUUAGUCGAAAGCUAUGGUGAGGAUGGCCUUCCGCCGGACGCCAUGCGUCGACUCGCGACUCUGACCCCGACUGCAAACUUCAUCACCGGCGAUUACGAUGACGGCUUCGGCCACCUCAAGUCGGACCAAGUAAAGCGCGGCGGCGUGCGUUUCACCAAGGCCCACACUACAGCGACAUAUACACUCAAGAGUUUAGAAGGCACACUUUGUGGUAUUGCACCACUCCUGGCAGACUUCAAUCUUGAUUAUCAACACCACAUAUACCAACCGUGUCUGCCACAUAUCUUCAACGCCAUGAACCAGGUGAGCGCUUCCCACGGUGACGAAUCGCAUGCCUACAAUGGGUCUCAUUGGCAGUCCUACUUCUAUCAGGCCUCCACGAUGAAGUUUGACAAGCAGUACGAAAUGAUGGCUAGCAUCGGAUUUCCUGACGAAAACAUCAUCAACCGAGAGUAUCUGCAAUCGGACAAUGCGACACAUGGUCGCGUCACACUGCCCAACAUCAAUGCCUUUGCUUUCGAGGAGGAUCCCCUUGAAGAUUAUAUCCGCGAUGCUUUUGUUUCGGCAAAGGAGAAGAACGAGCGCGUGUUCCUCUCGCACAUCACCAGCACGAGCCAUCACGCCUUCAAAAUGCCCGAGAAGGAGGAGUACAUCCCAGUCGCGAACGGUCUCGACAUGCUAUCGCAUUACAUCAAUACUGAGGGUUACGACGACAAGUGGCUGCGCAAGGUUCUCAAUCUGCUGGAUGAGCAAGGCGUUGCCAACGAGACCUUGAUGGUAUUUGUUGGCGACCACGGUCUUUCGAUGCCCGAAAAUGGCAUCGUUUCCCCGUAUUACAACCCAAAUAUUGGUGUUGACCAUGUUCCCUUGGUGCUUUCGCAUCCAUUGCUGCCUGCCUUUGACAUCCACGAUGCGGUGCACUCGUCGCAGAUCUUACCCACGAUCCUUGAUAUCCUCGUCGAGACGGGCUCUUUGAACAACGGUAGCCAGCAGGUUGCCUCUGAUCUGAUGCGCAACUACGAGGGACAGUCCCUCAUUCGCCCGCAGAUAAACCAGAACGAAACAACCGGUCAGGGUAAUUGGCAAUUCACAGUUGUCAAUCCUGGUCGCGCUAUGAUAACUGCCCGCGACGCCCGGCACCCCGAACGUCACCUCGUUGUACCUCUAAUCGAUAACGUUGAAUGGCGCUUCACUAAUCUCACCUACGAUCCACGCGAAGAGUACUCGAUCCAAGGCUUUGAGUUUGGAUCCUUCCUCGAUAGUAUCGGACAUGAGCUUGACAGAAUGCAUGCUUUGUCAAUUGAGGAGAUUCACGCAGUCGAAAACUGGGUGCAAGAAGGAGCUUCUAUAGCUCGUUGGUGGGUGGAGGAGAACAGUAAGCGAUGGCGAUUUGGGCCAUACGCGGAAUUCAAGCUCAAGGAGAAGCUUCCCUUGACGCCUCCUUAA
Messenger RNA from Fusarium pseudograminearum CS3096, 2622 nucleotides. RefSeq lists its product as uncharacterized. The record is from RefSeq and is a predicted model, not a curated record. The transcript has a single exon. Bases 1 to 2622 code for a protein of 873 amino acids. Lineage: Eukaryota; Fungi; Ascomycota; Sordariomycetes; Hypocreales; Nectriaceae.